This is a messenger RNA of Puma concolor (puma), 1263 nucleotides long. The record is from RefSeq and is a predicted model, not a curated record. NCBI's taxonomy places the organism in Eukaryota, Metazoa, Chordata, Mammalia, Carnivora, Felidae.
AUGGACACCAAGCGCUGCUUCGCCAACCGCUUCGAUGACUACCAGGGCAGUCUGCUGGCGGGCCAGUGCGAGGAGGCGGUGGCGCCCUUGGUCACCGCCACCAUCGAGCGCAUCCUUCAGGAGCUGCCCCCGCUCGGGGGCGGCGCUGAGGCCCGGGGGGCGGCGGCCGCGGCCAGCAGCUGCCAGGGAGGGCUGUACGGCGGCGUGGCCGGGGUGGCCUACAUGCUCUACCACGUCUCGCAGAGCCCGCUCUUCGCCGGGGCCCGGGAGCGCUACCUGCGCUCGGCCAAGCGCCUCAUAGACGCGUGCGCCCGCGCGGAGGAGUGGGGCGAGCCGGACGCCGACACCCGUGCUGCCUUCCUGCUCGGGGGAGCGGGCGUGUACGCCGUGGCCACGCUCGUGUACCACGCCCUGGGACGGUCCGACUACGUGCAGCCGUUGGGCAAGUUCCGGGCUCUGUGCGCCGUCUGCGCGCCGGUCUCCUUCCUGGAGUGCGGCUCCGACGAGCUGUUCGUGGGCCGGGCGGGCUACCUGUGCGCCGCGCUGGUGCUCAAGCAGAAACUCGCCCAGGAGGUACUGAGCCCAGCACAGAUCAAAUCAAUUUGCCAGGCGAUUCUGGACUCUGGGAAGCAGUACGCCAUGAAAAAAAGGAAGCCAUUCCCUCUGAUGUACUCUUACUAUGGAACUGAAUACUUGGGAGCAGCUCAUGGCCUGUCGUCCAUUCUCCAGAUGCUUCUUUCUUACCACGAGCACCUCAAGCCCUCAGAUCAGGAGCUGGUAUGGCAGAGUGUGGACUUCCUCAUGGAGCAGGAGCAGAACUGCAACUGGCCACCUGAGCUUGGCGAGGCCAUCGAGAGGGAGAAUGAGCUGGUGCACUGGUGCCAUGGCGCCCCAGGAAUUGCCUACCUGUUUGCCAAAGCUUAUCUCGUUUCCAAAAAACCACAGUACCUGGACACAUGUAUCCGGUGUGGGGAACUUACGUGGCAGAAGGGCCUGCUAAAGAAGGGGCCUGGCAUUUGCCACGGUGUGGCUGGCAGUGCCUAUGUCUUCUUGCUGCUAUACCGGCUCACGGGAAACUCUAAAUACAUCUACCGAGCCCAAAGGUUUGCUGAGUUUUUAUUUACUGAGGAAUUCAAGGCUGGUUCUCGGGUCCUUGAAAGUAUAUACAGCUUGUAUGAAGGCUUCUCCGGGACGGUGUGCUUUCUGAUCGAUCUGCUGCAACCCAAUCAGGCGGAGUUCCCUCUCUUCAGCGUCUUUGUCUAG